Oryza sativa Japonica Group (Japanese rice) is the source of this 2852-nucleotide messenger RNA. NCBI's taxonomy places the organism in Eukaryota, Viridiplantae, Streptophyta, Magnoliopsida, Poales, Poaceae. The record is from RefSeq and is a predicted model, not a curated record.
AGUUAAUCCCACUCCCACUUCCAUAUCGGCGUAACGCUCCUGUAAACUAAUCCACUUCUACUUCCGCUUCCGCUCGCGGUUCCAGAUCUCUCCCUGCACAUCUGCAUCCACUCACACUCGAGGGAGAGGGAGAGGGGGAGAGAUGAGGGAGAGGGGAGAGAUGAGGGAGGCGAAGGCGCCUCUGAUCGCGGAGGCGGCGGAGCACAUAUCCCAUUCCCACGGCUCCGGGUCGUCCGGCACCGGCAGCCACACCAGCGGCGGCGGCGGCGGGUGGAGGGGCUCGAGGCAGUACCAGCGCCGCUCGGACGCCCUCGCCUACGGCAACCGGUACCAGAAGGCGGCCGCCCUCGUCGACCUCGCAGAAGAUGGUGUGGGUAUCCCUGAGGAUGUCUUGAAUGACACAAGGUUUGAGAGGGCUAUGAGAUUCUAUUUUGUGUAUCUCCGGUUGGAUUGGCUGUGGUCACUUAACCUAUUUGCUUUGAUUCUUUUGAAUUUUCUCGAGAAGCCUCUCUGGUGCCGGGGAUAUUCUCAACAUGCUUGUGAUCAAAGGGAUCUUUACUUUCUGGGGCAGUUGCCAUACUUGAGCAAAACUGAAUCUCUCAUAUAUGAGGGGCUCACACUUGUUAUUCUUGUAAUGGAUAUCUUCUAUCCACUGUCCUAUGAAGGUUUAAACCUAUUCUGGAAGAACACAAUAAAUAAACUGAAGGUUCUUCUUCUCUUCAUCUUAGCAUGUGACAUACUGGUGUUUGCAUUUAGUCCCCAACCUUUCAGAGUAGCUCCUUACAUCCGUGUUGCGUUUCUAAUAAUGAAUAUCAGGGAACUGCGAAUGUGUGCUGUUACACUGGUUGGUAUGGUUGGGACAUACCUUAAUGUUUUGGCCCUUUCACUAUUGUUCCUCUUAUUCGCAAGCUGGCUAGCUUAUGUAACAUUUGAGGAUACACCACAAGGAAAGACUGUUUUCUCGUCAUAUGGUACCACGUUAUAUCAGAUGUUUAUUCUCUUCACCACCUCCAAUAAUCCUGAUGUAUGGGUUCCUGCUUAUAAGAGCUCUCGUUGGUCCUCACUAUUUUUUAUUGUCUACGUACUUUUGGGAGUUUACUUCCUAACAAAUUUAAUUCUUGCUGUCAUUUAUGAUAGCUUUAAGGAGCAGCUAGCAAAGCAAGUUUCUCAGGCAGACUGUACAAGGAAAAGUAUACUAGAGAAGGCAUUUGGUAUCAUUGAUGCUACUGGUCAGGGUUAUCUCAACAAAGAACAGUGCCUAUCAUUACUAGAUGAGCUCAACAAAUACAGAUCGUUACCUAAAACCUCAAGGGAAGAUUUUGAAUUAAUUUUUGCCGAGCUUGAUCAGAGUGGUGAUUUUAAGGUUACCUCUGAAGAAUUUGCUACACUGUGCAAUACCAUUGCAAUAAAAUUCCAGAAAGAACCACCUCCAUCCUAUCUCGAGAAGUAUCCAUCUUUCUAUCAUUCAGCACUGUGUGAAUGGUUGAAAUCUUUUGUGCGGAGCCCACUGUUUGAGUAUAUUGUUAUUUUUGUUCUUCUGAUGAAUCUAGUCGCUGUCAUUAUUGAAACAACGCUGGAUAUAGAAAACAGCUCCUCGCAGAAAGUGUGGCAAGAAGUUGAGUUUGUCUUUGGAUGGAUUUACGUUAUAGAGAUGGCACUCAAAAUAUUUUCAUUAGGAUUUGGUGCCUACUGGAUGGAAGGUCAAAACAAGUUUGAUUUUGUGCUUACUUGGACUAUAUUUAUUGGAGAGACUCUAACAUUUGCCUUCCCAUCGAAGCUUUCUUUUCUUUCAAAUGGAGAAUGGAUUCGGUACCUUCUUCUUGGAAGGAUGUUACGCUUGACAAGAAUUCUGUUGCAAGUUCGGCGUUUCAGAGCAUUUGUUGCAACAUUCUUUACUCUGAUGUCUAGCUUGAUGCCAUAUUUGGGGAUUGUAUUCUGCACCCUUUGCAUUUACUGCUCCCUUGGUUUGCAGAUAUUUGGGGGCAUUGUGUAUGCAGGAAAUCCAACACUAGAAGAAACCGAUCUCUUCAGUAACGACUAUCUUCUUUUUAACUUCAAUGACUAUCCAAGUGGUAUGGUAACUCUGUUCAAUUUGUUAGUGAUGGGCAAUUGGCAAGCUUGGAUGGAGAGCUACAGGCAAUUGACUGGAAGUUAUUGGAGCCUGAUUUAUUUUGUCAGCUUUUACCUCAUUUCAGUAUUACUGCUGCUUAAUCUGAUUGUAGCAUUUGUGUUGGAGGCAUUUUUUGCUGAGAUGGAACUGGAGAAAGAUGGCGAAGCUGAUAUCCAGGAUCCUACUUUGGAAGGAAGAAACAGGCGGCGAUCUGUGCGUGUGAGGACAAAGGGGACCAUGGUUGAUAUUCUUCUUCACCAUAUGUUGAGCAAUGAACUUGAUGGAUCUCAAAACCGUGACCAAUAGCUUAUCUUCAUGGCCCUGCAGGAAGAAAGCAAGAACAGAAAAAAAAAAGGAAAUGAUUAGAGCCGGUUCUCGAGCAUGGAGUUAUGUUUUGUUAUGUCAGGUACUCAGGUGCAAAGGAAUCUUGGUGAGGUGAUGGAAAGGACUCUGCUUGUCAUACUUUAGUUGUCAAGGAGAACAGCAGAUGUGUUCUCUUUCUGCUCCAAAGGAGACCUUAAAGGAGCUUUUUUUUAAAAGUAAAUAUUGUAGGAGAUUCUCCUACAGUGCAUAUAUAUUUAUACAAAGGAGCUCUUUUUGUAUAGGAUUAAAAUGUGCUAAUGGUUCUGGUGAUUUUCUUUUUUGAAAACUUUACAGGUUAUUAUAGCCAUAAUACUCCACAUUUCCUUAUUGUUAUACUAUAUACACGUUAUAAGUUUUGAUAUUUUCUCUCAUCCUUCAA